ACACAGGCCGCACACAGGCCGCUCGGCGCAGCCAUCCGUGGAGCUCUCAACAGCGCUGUGUGGAUUUUGGCAGCUCUCUCCCUGCAGGCCACAGCUCGCAGGUGAAGGCCUCGAGCAGUACGGCGGGGCUGCAGCCCGCGCUCUGUGCCCACGUCCCCUCAGAGACCGCCACCUCCUCACAGCCACACCGCCACAGCGCCGUGCCUCCCGCCUCCCCACACCCGCUGGCACACCGCCGCCGCACGGCCGCUCAGAUAUCUUUUAAAGCCAGAUUCUGACAAUAGGGGGUUAAAAAACCACCCCGCGACGGAGCUUCCACAGCGGAAAAAAAAAAAAAAGCAAAGCAAACAGCGAACGCACGCCCACACACCUCAGGGACCGCCUCAAAAUGGCGCCCGCCCACCCGUGACGUCACACGCCAGAAGCGGAGGGGCGCGGCCGAGGCGGGAAAGUGAGGGUCCCGCCCAAAGCCCGGCCUCGCGAGGCCCCCGGGCUGCCCCAACCAGCGCCUGACUCCCCGCGGCAUCCGUGCAGGCGCCGCUGACGGCUUUGGGGGCCUGCGGCGGGGCGGCUGCGGGCCGGGGCGAGGGGACGCAGCGCGGCGGGGCUGCGCGGCCGCUGUGGAGAUGCCGCUCUUCGCCUCCAACCCCUUCGAGCAGGACGUGGAAAAGGCUACAAAUGAACACAACACCAGUGAGGACUGGGGUCUUAUUAUGGACAUCUGUGACAAAGUUGGAAGCACUCCCAAUGGGGCAAAGGAUUGCCUUAAAGCCAUCAUGAGGAGAGUAAAUCAUAAAGUUCCCCACGUGGCCCUGCAAGCACUUACACUUCUAGGAGCCUGUGUAUCGAACUGUGGAAGAAUAUUUCACUUAGAAGUUUGUUCUCGUGAUUUUGCUAGUGAAGCUCGAGGUAUAAUAAAUAAGGCUCAUCCAAAAGUAAGUGAGAAGCUGAAAACUCUAAUGGUGGAGUGGUCAGAAGAAUUUCAGAAAGACCCACAAUGUAGCUUAAUAUCUGCAACUAUUAAAUCUUUAAAAGAAGAAGGUGUCACUUUUCCUGCAGCUGGAUCACAGGCUACCACAAAUGCUGCUAAGAAUGGUUCUUCAUCAAGCAAAAACAAAGAGGAUGAAGAUAUAGCUAAAGCUAUUGAAUUGUCCUUACAAGAGCAGAAGCAGCAACAAAUGGAGACCAAAUCCUUGUACCCAUCUGCAGAAGUUCAGCAAACCAAUCAGAACCUGAGGAAGGUGCGAGCUCUCUAUGACUUUGAAGCUGUCGAGGACAAUGAGCUCACCUUUAAAAGUGGAGAAAUUAUUUUUGUUUUGGAUGACAGUGACACCAAUUGGUGGAAGGGUGAAAAUCAUCGAGGAGUGGGACUGUUUCCAUCUAAUUUUGUGACUUCUGAUUUAAACGUUGAACCUGAGGCAGCAACUGUAGAUAAAAACUGUGUUCCUGAGGAUGCUACAGAAGAAAUUAAGAAAGCAGAACCUGAGCCAGUUUAUAUAGAUGAGGAUAAGAUGGAUAAAACACUGCAGGUGCUUCAGAGUAUAGAUCCUACAGACCUAAAUCUUGAUUCAGAUCUUCUAGACUCAGAAGUUAUUUGUCAGCAAAUGGGUCCAAUGAUAGAUGAAAAACUGGAAGAGAUAGAUAGAAAACAUUCCGAAUUAUCUGAACUGAAUGUGAAAGUUCUAGAAGCUCUGGAGCUCUAUAACAAACUGAUGAAUGAAACACCGAUGUAUUCAGCCUACUCCAAACUCCAUCAUCCUGCACAAUACCCACCUACAUCUUCUGGUGUUUCAGUGCAGUCGUAUCCUGUACAGCCACCUAGUGGGAACUACAUGAUCCAAGGAGUUCACCAAGUCACUGUUUCCCAAGGUUAUGGCCUAGGACCUGAUCAGAUGGGGCAGCUCAGGUCUCUGCCUCAAAAUAUCAAUUCUUCUGGAGCAACUCAGCCUGUACAAACUGCUUAUUUAAGCCCAGGACCAGACUCUGUGUUAAACCAGACAUUUGUGACCCAGAGCCCCGGCCUCCCCGCAGCUGCCAACACAGCAGUGUACAGCCAGCAGCAGAUGGGCUCGGUGGAUAUGGCAGCUUACCAGAGCAACACAUCGAGUUUGCCUCAAGGACCAGGUUAUCCCAUGGCAGUUCCUGCUCAUUCCGUUCUACAGCAACAAACCAAUUACCAUCAACAGCCUCUCCUUUAAAAACAGACCUAAAAACAGGCUUGUUUCCAAAAUAAUGAAGAGAUUGCUGAAUCUAAUGGUUUUUAUUAAUACCUGUCACAGAUAUCAAAAUACAUUUUCCUUUAAAAUAACCCAACUUAGGGUGAUGCUGAGUAACAGUAUGCAUCGGAUCUGAUUGUUAAUCAUUUCCUUAAUGAUAGUUUGAACUACGUGAGCUAAUGAUUUAAAAUAAUUUCAGAUUGCUUUGAGCCCUUGUUUCAGUGGUUUCAAGAAAUGCCAUUUAUGUGUCUGAAUUCAAGUAAAAAAAAAAGUCCAAAAUUAAUUUUAUGUGUUUCUAGAAAUGUGAGGAUGCAUAGUCACUGUUCUGUGUUGCUCUCGUUACGCAUCGUCUCCUCUGGUGUCUUGCUGUAAUCUUUCCAUCCAAGUAGCUUUACAGAGCCUCUGCUGAUUCAGACACCUCCUCUCCGCGCUGCCGUAGUGAGCUUUACAGUAUGGUGUGUGCUGCAUAAUUGGAACAGCUGCACAAGUGAAGCAGAUGAGAGCUGGAAGAGAAAAUGAUUUGAUACUGUGACAGAGAACCGCGUACCUACAGAAAUAGGAGAAAUGCCUUUUUUUAGUGCUGCCUAUUAGGUUUUGGGAAACUACAGCUCCUGAUGUGUUUCUCUUGAAAGAAGCUGUGGGAAUGGGGCAGUUGAUGCUUGAACUCUCUUGUGGCUUUGGGCACAGGUGGUACAGCAAGCACAUGUUGCCUUUGCACAAGUAUGCAAGGGAUGCUCCCAGCAGCCUGUGUGGGUACUCUGGAUACAAAGUGCUGAGCCAGGAACUUGCACAGAAUAGAUUUUCUUUUCCUUUGUUGUUGUACGUAGAAGUGAAGGAGAAGUGUAGUUCUGUGUGGUGAAAGGAAGGACUUCAGAAUGUUUGAUGUUUAGGACUGUGAGACUCUACCUUUGUUCCAUUUCCAGUGGGGAGGCAAGUGGAACAGCAACUGUCCAGACCAGAGGGUUCUUGCCUCUAUUGGAUUUCCUUUUGUUGCCACCAUUUCCAUGUAUAAAUAAACACUGGGUACAGUCAGAGAGAAACUCUUAAACCAGUGAAAAAAGUCUGCUUAACACACUACGUAUGGGCAGUGAUGGGAUUGUGCUCCCCACUUAAUAGCAGGAAUCCUUGUAUAUUGAAAACAAGAGAUGUCUGUAGAAAAGAAAUUGCCUUGGAACUGUGGAAGUGUCACAUUUGGUGGCUAAGAAAAGAAAUGUAAGGAUUCCUUCCCUGAUGCACUUUUUAAUGGGUGGGUUCUUUUUCCUUUUACAAGAGGAACAGGUGAGUUAUCCUUCAGGAACGUGGGAUUUUUUCUUUUAUUGUUUAAACCUCUGGAAAAAAAAAAAAUCAUUUAAUUCUCCUGUUUACCCACUCACCUUAGCAGUCAUAUUUAUACAUAUUUUAACAUUAUUAUGAUGAGUAAUAAUCUUUACAUUAGGAAAAUAAUGCAGUGAAAUAAGUGAUAAAGCAUUUUGUUAAAUGUAUGAAACUCCAAAUGUGUCUAAACAAAAGCACAUCUGGUGUGUCAUUUUUCUACCAAAUGAGAGCUAUCAGACUGCAGGCUGUUGUUGAGUAUUAAACCACCCUUCACUCGUUGCCACCUUCAUUUCUUUUGCAUUUUAUGUCAUUCUUCAGCACCAGGAUGUCAUUCACUUGCAGCCUCGUGCUUAUGGAAUGAAUGAAGCAUUCAGUACCUGCUCUUUCAAUCACCUUUAUUUCAAUUUGUGCAAUUAGAAGGAAGCUGUCUUUCCUUUUGAUGUGACUUUGUCUGUAUCCUUCCCUCUGAAGUAGUUCAGUAUAAAUGACACACGUUGCAAUACUGAAGUAUUUUGAUAACUUUUUCCUCACCUUUGUUAAGAAGAAUAAUAAUUAAUUUCAAUGCUGCUGUUCAAAAUUCUUGUUUUGAGAUUUUUUUUGUAAGAGUUUACUUUGUUCCAAAUUGGUGUGAAAUCAAACUGAACCGUGCUGUAAUUUAUGUAGUUAUUCUGUGUUUAUUAGUAAAUGAGAGGAAAGGGUGGGUGAUCUGAUUGGAUUCCAAACUUUGAUCCAGCAGAACCAUCAGGAUGUUAAUUGGAGAUGGCCGGAUCACUUUUAGUUAAUUAUUUUGUGGAAUAUAAAUAAUGUACAUACUCAUUUGUCUGAGAUUUUCUACGCAGCUACAUAUAUGCAUACUGUUAAAGCCUGGAAUUUUAUAAAGGCCAGAUUUGUGAUUGUCGUCUCUUAUAUUCCAAAUUCUGUGAUAUGCAACCUGUAGAUAGUGUAAAAUAAUUGAAUUAUUAUUAUAACAGUGUCUUUAGAGGGCUUUGGUGUUAAGAGGAUCUGUUGUUUUUUCCUCUGCAUACUUCUGUACUUUGUCAUAUUUAUUUUUUAGGCCUGAUUGUAACUGAACAUGCUGCCAAAGGAUUUAUCUAACUUUGGAUUUCUACGUUAGGUUUAUACCUGCUGUUUUGUAUCAGGAAUCAAUGGUAGGGAACUUCAGCUUUUUCAUAUAGACUCUCAAUGGCUAACAUAGAAAUCAGUGCAACUUUAUAAUGAGAAUUUUCUUGUGACAGAUUUGUUCCAUGGAUGUUGAGAACGUCCAUACUAGAUGCAUUUUCUUCUAGUAUGAAUUGGCAACCCAUGUCUAAGUUACAGUCAGCUGAGAGCAGCAGUUCCAUUUGUCUGCAGUAUCACCAUUCAGAGAUGUGCUUUGAGAAAUGCUGCCAUUUUGUUAUGGCCUUCACGUGGCACAUGCGUUGUCUGUUUAAUUUGGUAUAAAGAUUAGUCUUAAGCAGUUGUUUCUGUAGCAGGUAGACCUUAAAAUAGCGUCCUGUGUUCGUUCAGCUUUCGUUCAUAGAUGUCCAUAGGCAUGUGGAAUGGUGACUCUUUUGAAGACUGUCCUUCAGAAAGGAGUGGCUGAGCAGAGCAUGGCUGCAAUCUCUUACCGUAAUUAUUUUCUGAUAGGAAAGUUGAUUUCUUAUUUUUAUCUAUGCAUCUUUUCUAAGAAAUAACAGGCACUACUACUCUUGCUGACAUAGAACACUGUGACAGAAUUGUUGAAUAAAUAACUUUUUAGAACUCCUAGCUUUUACCAGUUCAAUUUUACAUGAAGCUGACAAACUGUUUUGAGUCAACAAAAAAGAGAAGUGAAGGAAGAGAAAUGGAGAAGGGGCAGUUUCUGGGUGAUCUGAGAGCUGUGCUGGCCCCAACACAGCACACCUGGGCUUGGACUUCAGAUGUUCUGGUUCUGUUUGACUUGGGGCUCAAGGUGAAUAUGUGCUGGUUAUUCGAGGUAUCACAGUUCUUAGAGAAAAAUUACCAUAGAGUUUGCAGUAUUAGGAAUAGGGGAUCUGUUUUGAUGGAACAUUUGGCCUCUCAUCUGCAAUACGUGUGCAUUGCCUUGUGUGAAUAAACAAAGUUUAUUUAA
Phasianus colchicus (ring-necked pheasant) is the source of this 5619-nucleotide messenger RNA. It is a transcript of the gene STAM2, whose product is annotated as signal transducing adaptor molecule 2. Gene Ontology annotation, cellular component: endocytic vesicle. The record is from RefSeq and is a predicted model, not a curated record. NCBI's taxonomy places the organism in Eukaryota, Metazoa, Chordata, Aves, Galliformes, Phasianidae. Gene Ontology annotation, biological process: signal transduction. Gene Ontology annotation, molecular function: phosphatidylinositol binding; ubiquitin binding.